Molecule: messenger RNA, 1374 nt
Organism: Rotaria sordida
Lineage: Eukaryota; Metazoa; Rotifera; Eurotatoria; Philodinida; Philodinidae
Source: the annotation of a GenBank genome assembly
AUGAAUCAAACUGAUCUAUAUUCGUUCGUAUCGUUACUUGAGGCAAUAAAAUAUGUUGGUACAACAUCUGGUUUGUAUAUAAAUGAAACAUUAGUGUUACUACCAUUGAAAUCCAAAUGGUCAUCAAUCAUAAGUAUUCUUCCACUUAUAUUAGGUUUUAUUGGUUUGUUAUUCAAUAUUCUUGCCUUAUUAAUAUUUAAAACAUCUAGAACAUUUCGAAAAAAUUCAUUUCGUUAUUAUAUUUAUGCAUUUGCAAUAAUAAAUUGUGCAAGUGUUUUAACUCAUUCAUGGCUUUAUCUUAUAUUUUAUGUAGUUCAUCCAACACAUUUUUGUAAAUAUUUACAAUAUUUUCAACAAUCAACAGCAACAACAUCACUUUGGAUUAUGGUUUUAUUAUCAUUAGAACGUUCAUUAUCAUUUUCAUUGCCAUUUACAAUUAAAAAAUUAUUACAAUCUCAUAUAAUAUGUUUUAUACUUAUAUUUGUUACAUGUUUAUGUUUUGCAUUACAUAUUGAUGAAUUAAUUUCUGUUGAUGUUAAAGCAUUUCGUUGGGUAAAUUUUGCAUAUGGUCUUUGUUCAGUUAAACGACAUUUUCAUUUAUUAACUGAACGUAUUGAAAUUAUUACACAUGCAAAUUCAUUUAUAUUACCAUUUUUAUUUAAUUCAAUACUUGAUAUAUAUAUAUGUUUUAAAAUUUGUCAACGACGUAAACGUAUAACAAAUAGAUCAUCAUUAUUAUCACCAUCAUCAUCAAAUAAUCAAAAUAAAGGAAAAACAAAAUGUCAACGAUUAAAAAAAUCAUUAGCACAUGAAAUAACAUUAACAUUAUUAUGUCAAUCAUUGUGGUUAUUAUUUACAUAUUUUCCAACACAUUUAUAUUAUUUUUUAAUAUCAUUUAAAUUAAUUAAUGAUUAUGAUCGUGAUAAUUCAACAGUAAAUUUUUUUAUGAGACAAAAUUUACUUAUUUAUUUAGCUUUUUCACCAGCACUUUAUGUUAUAUUAAGUCCAACAUUACGAAAAGAAAUUCAUUCAUAUAUGUGUCAAUCAUAUCAGCGACAUCGAUCAACAACUUUAUCAAAUAUGACAAGUUCACAAAAUAAAGUUCGAAAUUUUUUUUCCAAUCGUCAUCAUCAUGAUCAUCAUCAUCAACGACGACAACAACAACGACUACGAAGUACUGAACAAAUAAAUUUAGCUUUUUCAAUGACAACAUGUGAACAAAUGAUUGGAAAAGUUGUAUCGAAACCAUCAAUAUCUGUACCUUUGAAAACUCAAUAUAUAUCAAAAAGUGUACCAUGUUUACUUAAAUACAAUAAUAAACAUGAAUAUGAUGAACAUCACGAAACAGAACAAUUGAAUACAUUACAUAAGUGA